AUGUCAUUUGAGUUUUCAGAGUUGACCGUCCAGCUAGCUUCUUCCUACGGUCUUCGUUUGGUUGUAGUCUAUCGACCACAGUCUGACUCUGAUGAUCACAGGAUCCCCAUGACCACGUUUUUCAACGAUUUUACUGACUAACUAGAAACGGUUAUUCUCUGUAAAGAACAGCUGGUGAUCGUCGGUGAUUUUAAUAUCCAUGUAGAUGUGCUUAGCAAUAGUGACUCAACCAAAUUUCGAGAUCUGCUGGAAUCUUUCUGCCUGCAACAGCAUGUGGUAGGUCCAACCCGUAUUCAUGGUCACACCCUGGACCUUAUCAUCACCCGCCAGUCCGACCAGAAUGUAAGAUCCACACCUCAAGUCGACUGCUAUUUCUCUGAUCAUGCACCAGUGCUGUGUCAUCUUCAUUCAAUGAAGACUUCUUUCUCCACCAGGACUCUCUCGUAUCGGAAAGUAAAAUUAGUGAACGUGGAUUCCCUGAAUGAUGACCUAGCUAAUUCUGAGCUGUGUAAAAAUUCCACCGGACGAUCUCGAGGAACUUCUUUUGUCCUAUAACAAAACCCUAAUAGCUGUGCUGGACAAACAUGCCCCUGUUAAGAAUCGAACGAUUGUUAUGCGUCCGCAAGUUCCAUGGUACACAGACGAAAUCAGACAAGCCAAGAGAGAGCGACGGAAAGCUGAAAGAAGAUGGAGAUGGUCGAAACUUGAUUCCGACUUGGCUGUCUUCAAAGUUAAGCGCAAUGCUGUCAACAAUCUUAUGAACAAGGCACGACAGGCGUUUUACACUAAACUUAUCGAGUAUAACAGCUGUAAUCAGCUGUUCAAUCAGUCGCAGGGCGAUGAGUUACCUCCGAAUCUGCACGUCCCCACUUUUGCAAACGACGUUGGAAAGUAUUUUGUGUCAAAGAUUGAUACAAUCCAGAGACAAAUCGAUGCUGAUAUUACAGAUUUAUUUGCCUCCGCAUCCACCCCUGCUGAUGGCUUUACUCGGUUCACUCCAUCGUUAUCUGCAUUCAAGAUCCUGUCUGCCAACAGUGUUAAGUCGCUUAUCCAUAACUCAACAUUAA
Pocillopora meandrina is the source of this 1067-nucleotide messenger RNA. The record is from the annotation of a GenBank genome assembly. Lineage: Eukaryota; Metazoa; Cnidaria; Anthozoa; Scleractinia; Pocilloporidae.